Molecule: messenger RNA, 1701 nt
Organism: Oikopleura dioica
Lineage: Eukaryota; Metazoa; Chordata; Appendicularia; Copelata; Oikopleuridae
Source: the annotation of a GenBank genome assembly
AUGGCUCUCGAGUUGAAAAACCUAAAGAAAUUGCUCACUGAUCCAAAAAUCCACACAUUUCUACUCUUCUCCGUUAUAUUCUGCGGGGGAUUGUUCCUCAUUGGUCUUCAAGUAUACAGGUCGCGUGACAGUAUCGGCUUAGAAUGCGAAAUCACGCAGUUGAACCCAAACAUCACGGACAGAAUCCAUGCGGACCGCAUUUACUGCGAGGAAACUAUGAUGGCCAAUCUACGAGAAUUCGUCGACAACAUGCGUGAAAACAACCACUCCUGGUGCGACUUCCACCACCACAACGUUGGCCACCACAAGACCAGUGACAAGUCCGAGACUCAUGCUUGCUUUCCAUCCGUCCCGGCAGGGAUGGAAAUCGAAGUGACGUGCCCAAUGAACUCGACGGCGUUUUAUUGGGAUAGGCCGCAGAAGACGGUGAAGCGAGAAUGCAAUAAUAAUGGAACAUGGAAUGCUCCCGAAGGGCACUGCGGCUGCCACUACGAUGUGCUCAAGUGGGACCGAAUCGCGUACUACUUCUCCGGAUUUCAAAAGUUCAAAGUUAUGCUCGUUCUCUUUUCUGCCACUUCCUUGAUUUUUGGCGCCUUUAUUCUCAGGCUUAAUUCUCUACACUGCACGAGAAAUUCAAUUCAUCUCAAUCUGUUUUCGGCUUGUCUGCUGUACAACAUCGUCGAUUUGGUCGUAUUCUUCUUUGCGAUCGCCAUAAGAAAAAGUGGCGACAAUUAUAUAUUGCAAGAAAGCGAGAUUUCUUCAAUGGAAGAUCUUUCUCUUGAAGAUUACUCUCACUCAGAGUCUCAGUCAAAGAGUGAAGAAGAAACAAAUGAACAAAGUGAAUUUGUUGGGAAGAGACUGCAAAAGCUCCUCUGCCGGGGAAAAGACACGAUGACAAUCUACUCCCUUCUCGCUAUUUAUACCUGGGUUCUCAUCGAAGCAAAUAUUUUUGAGCCUUCUAAGAUUGUCGCAAAUGUUCUCUACCGCCACGAGGAGUCUGUCUGUUGGGAUUCCAACAUGGUUGAGCCAGAAAACAGGUGGAUAGGAUGGAUCUACGAUGUGCCCAAGAAAAUCCUCCUGCUCGCUGCUACGGUCUUCUUCUUCUCAGUCCUGAGAAUCCUUUGGUCCAAGCUUUCUACGACGCAAAAACUCACGACACUUACUCAAAGUGCCCAGGAAAAUCGUGGCGCAGAUGUGACUGGGAACUUGCCGAAAUUGACCCAGAUCGUUCGUGCCAGCAUCAUUCUUGUCAUUGUUUAUGGAAUCUGGGACUUCAAGGAGCUCUUUCUUCAUCAAGACGAAUUCUCGCCCGAGACGCUGGGCUGGUGGAUCGUCAUGCUCAUUGACAUUUUGAUAGACUCUAUUCGCGGCUUCUUUAUUGCAUCUGUAUAUUGUUUCAGCAACACAGAAGUUCGUCAAGAAUUGACGCGCUGGUACCGAAGACGCUGCGUUAGCAAUGAACUCAGAAGAGCACGCCAGUCGGGCCAGUACGCCGGCAUGCGAUUGUCCAGAAGACCCAGUCAACUCAGCCGCGAUCCGUCGACUUUUGAGACCCGCCUCCCGCAAAACAGUGUCAUUUCAAAUACAGUGGACAGCUCAGAUCCAGAAGGAGCUGACGGGAGCCGCCACCCGAAACUAAUGACUGGUAGAUCGACUGAAUCACGUGACAAUUCAACCUUUUCCGCUGUAAGCAGCAACUGA